CCUUGGGCCUAUAAAGGCGGUGCCGGGCGCGCCACCCUCGCGUUCUGCUGCUCCUCCUCGCGCGGUCGUCUGUCUCUGAAGUUGUCUGCCGGGCUCAGCUGUUCUGUCAACAUGUCGGCGGGAAAUGCUAAGAUUGGGUUCCCAGCCCCCAAUUUCAAGGCUACAGCUGUUAUGCCCGACCAGCAGUUCAAAGACAUCAGCCUUUCUGACUACAAAGGAAAAUAUGUUGUGUUGUUCUUCUACCCCUUGGACUUCACCUUUGUGUGCCCCACGGAGAUUAUUGCGUUCAGUGACCGGGCUGAAGAAUUUAAGAAACUCAACUGCCAAGUGAUCGGUGCUUCAGUGGACUCUCACUUCUGUCACCUUGCCUGGGUCAACACAGGCAAGAAGGAAGGUGGCUUGGGAGCUGUGAAUAUCCCCUUGCUGUCCGACCCCAAACGAACCAUUGCUCAAGAUUAUGGGAUCUUAAAAGCCGAUGAAGGAAUUUCAUUCAGGGGUCUCUUCAUCAUUGAUGAUAAGGGCAUCCUUCGCCAGAUCACCAUCAAUGACCUUCCUGUGGGCCGCUCUGUAGAUGAAACACUGCGGCUUGUCCAAGCCUUCCAGUUCACAGACAAGCACGGGGAAGUGUGCCCUGCUGGCUGGAAACCUGGCAGCGAUACCAUCAAGCCUGACGUCCGGGGCAGCAAAGAAUACUUCUCCAAGCAGCACUGAGCUGCUCUCUGGCCAGGGCUGCCUCCCCAGGGGGCCUGGCCGCAGGCCCAGAACAAACGUGCGGGAUCUUCCCCCAGCUUUCACGUGGACGCCCGAAAGGGGGGCCCAAGUGUGGGGUAGCUGGACCAGUGCUUUCUUCGAGACCAUUCCUCCCUCCCUCGGGGCAGCUGGCCCAGGCUGCCCACUGCCUGUCUUUCUCACUCUUAAUGACCAAGUGCUGUGUUAACGAUGUUUGUACCAUAGUCGGCCUUCUGGCCUUGAGCCGGGGAUGUUUUGUAGCUCUAUUAAACUUGUCCUAAGAAACUA
Messenger RNA from Sarcophilus harrisii (Tasmanian devil), 1017 nucleotides. It is a transcript of the gene PRDX1, whose product is annotated as peroxiredoxin 1. Gene Ontology annotation, molecular function: thioredoxin peroxidase activity. The record is from RefSeq and is a predicted model, not a curated record. Bases 112 to 711 code for a protein of 199 amino acids. NCBI's taxonomy places the organism in Eukaryota, Metazoa, Chordata, Mammalia, Dasyuromorphia, Dasyuridae. Gene Ontology annotation, biological process: cell redox homeostasis; response to oxidative stress; hydrogen peroxide catabolic process. The transcript is spliced from 6 exons. Gene Ontology annotation, cellular component: cytosol.